AUGUUCCAAACAUCACACUCGCUUCUAAAAGGUGCCCAGGCACUCACGCCCCGCAGUCGCACAUAUACUCACCGGAUACGACAAACUCAUCCUGCCCAAGUCACAAGAUCAACAUUCAGAUGGGCGACGUCCUCAAGAACGGAUGAAGACUCUUUGGAGCUUGGUGACAGACAAGACAUUUUGGAUGGCUGGAGAGAACACCCAAGCGUCAACCCAAAGUUAGAGUUUCCAACAAUACUGGUUCCUGUGGAAUCACUUACAUUACUCGUCCCCAAGCUACAACCAUAUCUGGCAAAGAACUCGGAAGUUGCAAAGCACGUUCAUCCUCGCAUCAAAAUGGUCAAGGAUCACAGCGAUACUCACAAACUCAUACUGAUAACGAAUGAAGCGGUCAACAAUGACGGUAAUGAUAAUGGUGGUGGUGAUAUUAUCGAUCACCUCACAGACUCGUUGGAACUCGGUCCAGGGACUAUCCAAAGAGGACCCAUGUUGGACAUGGACGUUUCCUAUUCGCAGCUCUCCUAUCAAUACAUUUUGUCCAAACUCUUGACCCCCAUGGGAAUUCCCAUUCCCACCUCGUACGAACAAAUUGGGCACAUUGCCCAUUUUAAUCUCAAGCCGAUUCAUGAACCAUAUGGAAAACUAAUUGCAGAGGUGCUUACGGAAACCAAUCCUACCAUUGAAACUGUGGUGACCAAGGUGGGAGAAGUCCAUGGGGAUUACCGGACGUACGACUUUGACGUGUUGGCCGGUCCUGAAAAGUUGGAAACGACAGUGGUGGAACAUGGAGUGAAAAUUGAAUUGCAUCUUGGAGAAUGUUAUUGGUCCAAUCGACUGGGUGGAGAACGGCAGGUUUUGAUACAGGACAUUCUGAACCCAUCCGCUGUACCACCAAAGUCAGUUGCUGCUUCUGCCGAAAAGAAGGGAACGAGCGACACGGGGGAUGGGGAAAGAGAGCUCAUAGUUGCCGAUGCCUUUUCUGGAGUUGGUGCGGUCUGUUUGCUUCUAGCAAAGCAAGCACCGGAGAUUGGCAAGAAUGUGACCAUAUUAGCGAACGACUGGAACCCCAAAGCGAUUGAAUACUUUCAAAAGUCCAUCCAUUCGAAUUCUGGAAUGGACUCGGAUCGAUUUUUCUUGUCUCAAGGGGAUGCCUAUGACUUUCUCAUGGAUCUUGGAACGGGAGGAAUUGGUGGGGGAAAGCUCAAGAAGGGAAAGAAGAAAAAGAAAAAGGGGCCUCCUGGUGGAAUGCCAGAUCAUGUGUUGAUGAACUUUCCGUUGCACGGGCCUACCUACUUGGGAGCUUUACGGUGGUGGCAAUGGAAACAUGUCCAAAAAUUUUAUCACAUGCACAAUACCUAUCCCAGAUUUCAUGUGUACACCUUUGCCAAGGACAUUGCCGACAAGGAUAACGAAGAAGAAAUUGCUUUGGAUAUAAUUGCCGAUGAGCUACUGCCAGCCAUGAAUACACCCCGAAACGAUGAUGACGACGAUGACGACUUUGAUAGGGAAGGCGAAAAACCAGGCCGACAUCGACGGCGUGAAAUGGACAAUGCCUUUGGCACCCAAUUUUCAACUCGAAUGGUUCGAGAUGUUGCUCCAGGAAAGGUUGUAGUAUGCGUAAGCUUUUUCCUCACUCCCAAACUGAUUCGAUACAUGCAAGGCGAAUAUGAAUAA
Cylindrotheca closterium is the source of this 1674-nucleotide messenger RNA. Lineage: Eukaryota; Bacillariophyta; Bacillariophyceae; Bacillariales; Bacillariaceae. The record is from the annotation of a GenBank genome assembly.